UGUUAUCGUCUUCAAAAAGUGGGUUAUCAACUUGAUUUAACCUUUUUCAUUAUAUCCUUUCAUCCAAGUUAAGGAACCAGCUUACCUGUUAUCCUGGAUUUGCUACUCCAUAUAUAAUUGAUAUCCUCUCAAAGAAUGAGAAUUGAGAACAUACUAACAUUCAAAAUGCUUUUUCUUCUAAAGCUACUCAUUAUUGUUGUUCUAGCCUUUAGCUCUCCUAAAUAUGAAGCUGUAUAUGCACCACCUGACACUCUCAUGAUUUUUCCGGUUAUCAAACAUACCGAUGCUGCGAAACCCCUCUAUAGUGUUCAGAUCUUUACUGAUUAUGUAGAUAUGCAAUUACCUUUUCAAAACUUUCUUAUAGACAUUGAUGCUCCGUUCACAUGGCACGAUUGCAUCGUGCAAUGGAACAUAUAUCCCGGAAGUUGUCCCAAGGACGUGCUUUGUGAGUCUCCAGUUUCUUGUGAAGACUAUGAAUGCACGGAUGUGCGAACUAGUUACUCUUACCAGAAUCCUUCUUGCCCUCCAGAUUCCAACAGUUUUACGUUACCUGGCUGGGGAUUUUGUUCGUGUCCGGUCAAUGUGGUUGACCCUGUUACGGGGACAUGUGGCCAAGCCCUGCUAAACUACGACUAUAUUACCACGAAUGCUGCAUGUGUCCCUUCUUCAUCAUUUGGGUCAUUUCCUGCAGAUGUUACAGGUGUUGUCGCAUUUUCCAACUCCCGGUACGCCUAUCCGGAAUACUUAGCUCAAGCCGUUAAAAGGUCAUUAUCUCUAUGUUUGCCUAGCUCAACAUCAUCACGUGGGGUUCUUUUCUUCGGAUCCGGACCUUAUUAUCUUCCUUCCCAAUCAAACGUCGACGUGAGGAGUUAUCUUUCUUAUACUCCAUUACUAAAGCAUCCAAAUUCUUUUGGGUACUUUCUUGGUGUCGUCAGCAUUGUUAUUAAGAAGAGAUCUAUCAUUAUUCCCGCAGAUACCUUAACCAAGCUUAGUACAAUUGACCCCUACACCACUUUAAGAAGUGACAUUUAUAACGGCAUCAUCAGGAGGUUUUCACGAGUUACAAAACGAAUACCUCCUGCAAAGCCUAUAGCACCAUUUGGCCUUUGUUUCAACACCUCCUACAAUGGUACCCAAGUUGGAUUAAAAGUUCCUAAUAUGGAUUUCAUCCUUCAGAAUGGAAAUAAGUGGACUAUAUCAACGACUAACUCCAUUAAGCAAAUCACAAACGACGUGGCGUGUCUGGCUUUUGUUGAUGGUGGUGCUACAAGUGAACCUUCAAUUGUGAUUGGGACCUUUCAGUUUGAGGAUAACUUUCUGCUGUUCGAUUUGGAAAAUUCCACUCUUGGGUUCAGUUCUUCGUUGUUACUCAAGCAGAAUUCUUGCUCAAACUUCAACCUUACGCUUACCAACAGCCCCUGAAGCUAUUUGAUAAGACACACAUUUAACUAGAAAUGCAUGUGUAUUUCCUAGAUAGUUGGCUUGCAAAUUAAACAAUUUCCUGUUCAGUGUUUGUCAAGUAGUCAUAACUAACUCGUAAAUGAGAUUUCUAUAUAUGUAAACGCAAGAUUUAACUACCCUUAACCUGAUUUUCCUUUUUUUUUCUCUCUAUUAUAUGUACGGAUAUGGAUGUUUGGCAAUGUUGUUUUUUAGGAUUUUAAGAGUUUUUAUGGGCCCCUGCUUUUCAUGUGAGAUAAGGUUGUUUGGUCUUAAAAGCAAUUGCCAUAUGCAUACAUUUUACAUGGUACUAAAAACAGCUCCAGACGGGUCUAAAUCUAGUGCGAGAUAACAAAGCCCUGUUUGGUUGUAAUUGUUUUUUAAAUUGCCGCAAUCACAGAAACCACUAAAAAGUCCCAAAAUUAAAAGCUACACAAAAAAACAUUAUAAAAAAAAAAGUCUCAGCCACCUAGACGGACCUAGCUAGCUAGCUAGCUAUCAACUCGGUGACAACUCUUACUAAUAUCUGUGUGAUUCUGUCUACACUUCUGACUUGGGGAAACUAACGAGCCCAUUCAGUGUGCAGGGUUAGUUGGACGUCAACCCCGUCUGCUUGGCUUCAUAUUAUCGGCUCCGCAGCCAAUGUCUGGCGCCUAAAUUUGAUUGUCAAACAUGAAGUGAGCAAUUAGACUAUUAAAAGUUUUCAAAUCUUGGUCACAUAUAUACAUUGGUCUUCACAUUGAAUGGAUAUCUCUUCAUCUA
Messenger RNA from Erigeron canadensis, 2199 nucleotides. RefSeq names its product chitinase CLP-like. The coding region runs from base 136 to 1422 and encodes 428 amino acids. Lineage: Eukaryota; Viridiplantae; Streptophyta; Magnoliopsida; Asterales; Asteraceae. The record is from RefSeq and is a predicted model, not a curated record. Gene Ontology annotation, molecular function: aspartic-type endopeptidase activity. Gene Ontology annotation, biological process: proteolysis. The transcript has a single exon.